GGCCUCUGCCGUCGCCGCCGCCGCCCGCAGCAUGGCCGUGGCGGGGGAGCCGCCGCCGCCGCCCGCCGCCAUCCCCUCCUUCGCCGUGGCCCGCGGCCUGGUGGGGCGCCGCUACUCGUGCCUGGUGGUGGCGCCGCACCGCAGGCACGUCGCGCUGGCGCCGCGCUACCUGGGCCGCAAGCGCACCGGCAUCCGCGCCCAGCUCGACGCCGAGCUCCUGCGCUACUCGGAAAGCCUUCAGGGUGUGCCUGUGGCUUACGACAACAUCAGAGUGGUGGGUGAGCUCGGGGACAUUUACGACGACCAAGGAUUCAUCCACCUGAACGUCGAGGCGGACUUCGUCAUCUUCAGCCCCAAGAAAGGGAAAAAACUGGUGGGUGUAAUUAAUAAAGUGGCCCCUAGUCAUAUUGGCUGCCUGAUACAUGGAUGCUUCAAUGCUUCUAUCCCUAAACCUGAACAAAUGUCGAUUGUACAGUGGCAAGACCUGGGGUUAAAAAUAGGGGAUGAACUCAAAUUUCAAGUAUUGCACUUGGAUUCUGAUGCAGCUGGGGUGUUCUUCAUUCGAGGGGGACUCACUAAAAGGAGCAUGAAGCCCAAACGAUCUGAGACUGUCACUGACAGUACAAAUGGAGAUGAAAUUCAAAAGCUUGACCACCAGGAAAAUGACUUGAAUGACUCUGGGGGAGAUAAUGUCACAGAGGAGCCUCUGGGUGAGACGGAUAACACCGGGAGGGAAAAAGGAGAAGAGCAAAGUGUUGAUGCUGUGAAUGGAUUGUGCGAUGAUAAAAACAAGAAGAAGAAAAAGAAGAAGCAUAAGCAAGAAGAACAGGAACAUGUAUUGCCUACCAGUGACUCCAGUGGUUACCAAAGUGACCAUAAAAAGUCAAAGAAAAAGAAAAGAAAGCAUUGUGAUGAAGUUGAAGAAAGUGAAUUAUCUCAGCUGUCACAAGAACCCAAAGCUAAAAAGAAAAGAGACUAAAGUCUGAAGUGCCUUUCCUGAAUGAGAUUUCAGAUGUUUUUGAUAAGCUUCCAAUAAAAUCCUGUUUUCAAAAUGCA
This is a messenger RNA of Aquila chrysaetos chrysaetos, 1056 nucleotides long. It is a transcript of the gene POLR1F, whose product is annotated as RNA polymerase I subunit F. The record is from RefSeq and is a predicted model, not a curated record. Gene Ontology annotation, biological process: DNA-templated transcription; DNA-templated transcription initiation. The transcript is spliced from 4 exons. Gene Ontology annotation, cellular component: RNA polymerase I complex. NCBI's taxonomy places the organism in Eukaryota, Metazoa, Chordata, Aves, Accipitriformes, Accipitridae. Bases 32 to 979 code for a protein of 315 amino acids.